Messenger RNA from Acanthosepion pharaonis, 2427 nucleotides. Lineage: Eukaryota; Metazoa; Mollusca; Cephalopoda; Sepiida; Sepiidae. The record is from the annotation of a GenBank genome assembly.
AUGUCUUUGGCAGUCUUUAGAAAGCAGUCUUUAGAAAGUCUUUCUUCCAGUAUGUGGCAGUCUUUAGAAAGCGUGUCUUUCUUCCAGUAUGUGGCAGUCUUUAGAAAGCGUGUCUUUCUUCCAGUAAAGUCUUUAAAGCGUGUCUUUCUUCCAAAAGCGUGUCUUUCUUCCAGUAUGUGGCAGUCUUUAGAAAGCGUGUCUUUCUUCCAGUAUGUGGCAGUCUUUAGAAAGCGUGUCUUUCUUCCAAAAGCGUGUCUUUCUUCCAGUAUAGAAAGCGUGUCUUUAGUAUGUGGCAGCGUGUCUUUCUUCAGUAUGUGGCAGUCUUUAAGCGUGUCUUUCUUCCAGUAUGUGGCAGUCUUUAAGCGUGUCUUUCUUCAGUAUGUGGCAGUCUUUAGAAAGCGUGUCUUUCUUCCACGUGUCUUUCUUCCAGUAUGGCAGUCUUUAGAAAGCGUGUCUUUCUUCAGUAUAUGGCAGUCUUUAGAAAGCGUGUCUUUCUUCCAGUAUGUGGCAGUCUUUAGAAAAGCGUGUCUUUCUUCCAGUAUGUGUCAGUCUUUCCAUAUGUGGCAGUCUUUAGAAAGCGUGUCUUUCUUCCAGUAUGUGGCAGUCUUUAAGCGUGUCUUUCUUCCAGUAUGUGGCAGUCUUUUUAUGGCAGUCUUUAGAAGCGUGUCUUUCUUCCAGUAUGUGGCAGUCUUUAGAAAGCGUGUCUUUCUUCCAGUAUCUUGGCAGUCUUUAGAAAGCGUGUCUUUCUUCCAGUAUCUGGCAGUCUUUAGAAAGCGUGUCUUUCUUCCAGUAUCUGCAGUCAGUCUUUUUCCAGUUUGUCAACACCCACAUGCAGCCAUGAGAAGCUGGGGUGCUGAGGCAACUACAUCCCUAGUGAAAGCUGCUCUUAGUCACACCUAUGACCCACCAUUGCAUGUCAACUUGAAACUUCAAUCAGCCAUUCUGACUCCCCUCCAAGAACUGUCAACCAUUUCCCAUCCAGAUAUUCGACAGAAACAAGUGGAAUCUGUUUUUCAAAUCCUUCACAGUAAUGGAGAUACACUUGUUCAUGGAUGGCCACUUGUACUUGGUGUUAUUGGUGCACUAACAAAUGACCAAAGUGAGAAACUUGUCCAGAAUUCUUUCAUGAGUCUGCAAUUAGUUGUCACAGAUUUUCUACCUAUGAUUCCAUGCAAAUAUCUUUUGGUGUGUGUGGAAGUGGCAUCUAAAUUUGGAUUGCAAAGUCAGGAGCUAAAUGUUAGUCUGACUGCCAUUGGACUUCUGCUUUUUUUCCUCAUUCCUUUCUUCGGUAUCUUUCUUUUAAGUCAAGUGGAAGCUCUUUGUAGUGACGAGACUGCAUGCUGGUUACUCUUUAAAACCUCUUUUGACCAUUAUUCUCCCCAGCACUCCGCCACAUUCCUUAUGUUCUUUCACCUGUUUAACACCCUCCACCUUUUCCUAAUCUGGUGGAUGCUCUCUCCUCCUUUCUCUUCUUUUUCUCUGCAGUUUGCCUUUUGCUGUCCACAGUCUCUCUCUCAUUCACUCUCGCUGUUUUUUUAUUUUCUCUUGAAUUACCCAUCCGUUACCAUCUUUUUACUCUUUCACUCUUUUACUCUCUCUUGCUCUCUUCCUCUUUUACUCUCUCUUGCUCUCUUCCUCUUUUACUCUCUCUUGCUCUCUUCCUCUUUUACUAUCUCUUUCUUUCUUUUCUUUUUACUCUCUCUUGUUAUCCUCCUCUUUUACUUUCUCUUGUUCAUCCUUUUUUACUCUCUCUUACUUACUCUCCUCCUCUCUUAUUCACCCUCUCUCUCCUCUCUCUUCUCUCCUCUCUCUUAUUCACUCUCCCUCCUCCUCUCUUAUUCACUCUCUUGCUCUCCUCCUCUCUUAUUCACUCUCUUGCUCUCCUCCUCUCUUAUUCACUCUCUUGCUCUCCUCCUCUCUUGUUCACUCUCUUGCUCUCCUCCUCUCUUAUUCACUCUCUUGCUCUCCUCCUCUCUUAUUCACUCUCUUGCUCUCCUCCUCUCUUAUUCACUCUCUUGCUCUCCUUUUCUCUUUCUCUCUUGCUCUCUCUCCUCCUCUCUUAUUCACCCUCUAGCUCUCCUCCUCUCUUAUUCACCCUCUAGCUCUCCUCCUCUCUUAUUCACUCUCUUGCUCUCCUCCUCUCUUAUUCACUCUCUUGCUCUCCUCCUCUCUUAUUCACUCUCUUGCUCUCCUCCUCUCUUAUUCACUCUCUCACUCUCCUUUUCUCUUUCUCUCUUGCUCUGUCCUCCUCUGUUUUUCUCUCUCUCUCCUCCUCUCUUACUCUCUCUUGCUCUAUUUUACUCUAUAUCUCUUGCUCUCCUCCUCACUUUCCUACUUGUUUCUCUUUUUAUUGCUCUUUCACAUUUCUUCUUCUUCUUUAAUUUUUCUUCACAUUCACCACUCGGUUUUUCUCCUCCUCCUUUCUAA